AUGAAUUUUUUCAAUAAUGUGUAUGCAUUUGGAAAUGGUAGGGAUAAUGAGAGUCAUCACGCGGCAACGCAGCAUUUAAGUAACACAAGUGAAACUCGUGAUGAGCAAAUAUCACAACUACAUAUAACCGGUUCGUCGCCGUUAGCCACCCAAUCAAAAGAAGACCACAGAGCCGCUGCAGCUAUCAUCCAAGCAGCUCAUCUUCAUCAACAGCAGCAGCAGCAACAACAACAGCAGAAGGGAGAGGAAAAGGUACAAGAAGAAGAGGAGGAAAAACAAGAACUGAAAUUACCAAAACAAAAUUUCCAACAGCUGCAACAAACGCUACAAAAGAAAAGAAUUCAGAAACAGCAACAGCAGCAACAGCAGCAGCAACAGCAACAACAACAACAACAACAACAACAGCAGCAGCAACACUCGACAUCUGUCAUACAACAACGCUCGAUGACUGUGGCACAACAACCAAACUCGCUGUUGGUUAAUUUAAUGACAGCCGCGUCUCCUACACAUCGACCGGAAAUCUCAAAAGGGACUCCUCCGCAUCCAAACCAACACUACCCCUCACAAAUGCAACAAAUACAACCAACUGGUUUGCCAUUACAGAAAAAGAUUCGAAAGAAUCGACCGGGUCACAAAUUUGGCGCGAAAAAGAGAUCCUGGGUAUGGACAUGGUUUAAACAGGAUGAAAAAGAUCCCAAUAUAGCUCAAUGUGAACUAUGCCAUCGUGUAAUAACUAGACUAGUGUCAGAUAAAGGAUCUCCCAAAAAGUUGAGUGAACAUUUGAAAACUCACAAGAUAAUAAGUAAGGACAUGGUGAAUAAUUAUACGCGCGAUGCACCCUCAUCAUCGCCCUCAAAUGGAUAUGGCGUUGCUUUUGCUAAACAAAGUGACACUGUAUCAUAUCCGAAAAGUUAUAUGCCAAGAGAAACUGAGCAAAUGAGUGCCGAACAAGAUUUGGACCAUGGCAAUAUGGAUAACCAUGAAGAGAUAGGGGCCAGGGCUGGUGUCAGUUCCAGAAUCACCAGUUCCAAGACCAGCGCCGAACCAGUGCUUCAGUUGCAAAGACCACUAGGGAGAAACACAACCCCACCACAGUAUACUACGUUGGAUACAGGAAUCAAUCAAGCUGUACUAGUUGAGUCUCCAUCUUUGGAAGUAGCAGGUUAUGCAAAUAGUAAAAACAGCUUUGAUAAUGCACCGUAUUCGCCAAUGAAGUUCCAUAAACAUCUCAUGAAGUUUUUAUCUGAAAACAAAUUGCCAUUGAGCACAUUGACAAACCACUCUUUUCAACAAUUGAUCUAUGAUUUGAGAAAGGAAAGUAUUACAGAUUUAAUGGAGUUGACUCAGUUGUAUGAUUCUUUAAUAGAGGUUGGUCGAAUAAGCAGUACACGUGUGACUCAAGGGGCAACUGGUGCAGCGAUUGCUAGCAGUAGCAGUAGCAAUAGCACAAAUGAUGUAAAUUCAGAGAAACAACAAACCGUUUAG
Molecule: messenger RNA, 1485 nt
Organism: Lodderomyces oxycetoniae
Lineage: Eukaryota; Fungi; Ascomycota; Pichiomycetes; Serinales; Debaryomycetaceae
Exons: 1
Coding region: 1-1485 (494 amino acids)
Molecular function (GO): DNA binding
Source: RefSeq, a predicted model, not a curated record